GUUAUACUGUAAUGCUUCGUUACAAUUGUAAUGUGUUACUGCAAAAUGUAAAUCUGUAUAUUAACUUUUUAUUUUAUCUUUUUCAAUCUAUUUUUUAAAAAUACAGAAAAUAUGGGUCUAUUUAAAAGAGUUUGGCCCAAAAUCUCCAAAAUCUGUGAAGUUUUAAAAAAAAAAUUUCAUCGCCCCAAAUUAGGAUCAGGCGUCAAUCACAUUCAAAAUAAUCAAGUUCAAGAAACUAUUAAUCAAUUGCAAGACCAAGUUGAACGAUUGAAAACCGAAAAUCAACAAUUGAAAACCGAAAAUCAACAAUUGAAUGAUAAACAACGUUUUUCGAGGUUAGAAAUAUCUCGUUUGGAAGAAAACUUAAAGUGGGCAAACAAACUUAUAGAAAAACAAGAAGAAGUUCAGCAAAAACAAGAAAAAGUUCAGCAAAAAUACGAAGAGACCGUAAAUUCUUUUAGAAAACGAUUCGGGGAACUAGAAGCAAAAAUUGCUCCACCAAAUUCUCCAGAAAGCAGCUCAGAUUAAAAAAAGUAUUUGCUGUUCCGUACAAAAUGAGUAGUCUAUUUAAUCCAGGGUUUACUGCACCCAAACCGAAUAUAUUCCGUCCGAUUGGUUCACAUUUAUCAUCAAGAAUCUCAGUUUCAUCAUCACCAGGCAGUAAUUAUAGCAUUGAUCAUGUUAAUGCAGAACAACAACAGGUACCACUGACACAAAAUCAUUGCUUCGGUGCAAUUGGUGCACAAUUGAGUGCAAAUUUAUCAUCAUUUAACGAUUUUGCCGCAAGUUUAAAAUUCAACACCAGCAGUUCCUUUUUGUUCAAUCCAAAUGUAUGCGGUAGUUGUGAACGUCUUACACCAGAAAAUCAUUGUUUUGAUUGCAGCAGCACUACUGUUUCCAACGCCAUUGAACAUCGCGAUCAAAUGGAUUUUUAAAAAGGAAUUCAAUUCUUAUAUUUUUUUAUUCAACUCUUUUACCAAAAUGAAAUAUUCUGAUACUGUUUUUCAAAAUAA
Molecule: messenger RNA, 1013 nt
Organism: Contarinia nasturtii (swede midge)
Lineage: Eukaryota; Metazoa; Arthropoda; Insecta; Diptera; Cecidomyiidae
Product: sarcolemmal membrane-associated protein-like
Exons: 3
Coding region: 112-528 (138 amino acids)
Source: RefSeq, a predicted model, not a curated record